Trachemys scripta elegans is the source of this 3470-nucleotide messenger RNA. RefSeq names its product upstream binding transcription factor (gene UBTF). The coding region runs from base 984 to 3260 and encodes 758 amino acids. Lineage: Eukaryota; Metazoa; Chordata; Testudines; Emydidae. The transcript is spliced from 21 exons. The record is from RefSeq and is a predicted model, not a curated record.
AAUAUACAAGAGUGUCAAUUUCACGGUAUCGUUAACAAAUCCAGCGGUUCACCCAGUCCGGGAGGAAAGUGUGAAUUUCACUCUAGACCUGUUUGUGCAUUUCCUGGUGCAAGAGACACACAACAAAACUCCCCAUUUUUUUUCCCCCGUCUCCUUCUUCCCCGUGAGCCUGUUUACAACGCAGCGAUUUGCAGUUUAGUUCAGGUUCCUUCUUUUGCGUUGCUGCAAAUGUCUGUCCCAGCCCUCGGAACUUUACAAAGAAAAUCUGAAUUUUAUUUUUGUGCAUAGGUGGAACUUAAAAAAAAAACAACUCUUUUUUUCGUGCUAUUCGCGAUGGGUUGUAGGAAAUCGACCAUUUGAAUUUUUGGUGCUGUUGUUGCAAACGUCAGAAGAGGAUUGUUGCAAAUGUAAGCUGUUUUUUUUUUUUCCUCCCUUCUCGUUCCCUGUCUCUCCUUUUCCCUCCUCCUCCUCCUCCUCUUCUCUUCUUUUGGCUACAGUGUUGCAAAAGCAAAGAGCAAUAAACACGCACACACACAGAGAGAGAGAGAGAGGAGACAGACAGACACACAGCCCCGUAAGAGCCAGAAGAGAGAGUUAAAAGAGGAGAGGAGAACGGGUUCUCUGACAAUUCCGUUUAGGGAGCAGAUGGAAAAGUGGAGACUUGUGAAGGGCUGUGAGGUUGGCUAAGGAUCCAGGAGCGAAAAGAGCCCGGCUGAUUGGAAGAAAAAAGCAGAGAGAUGGAGGCGGGGGAAGUGCAAUCUCUCUGCGGGGACUGGAGCGAGUCCACGCCCGGGGCCAGCGCUGCAGAGCUGGCCAGCAUUCAACCAGCGCUCCCCAGCUCAAAAGCACCCAAAAAAAAGCAGCCCCCAAGUUCCUUCUUCAGCCUGGCUGAUUUGCAGAGUGAAGCUUGGUUGAUUUAAGGUAGAUUGAGAGACAGCAGGAGAGACCCAAAAGGGAUCGCCCUUGGGUCAGACAGGUGGAGAAUGAACGGAGAAGCAGAUUGCCCUACAGACUUGGAAAUGACAGCUCCCAAGAACCAAGACCUUUGGUCCCAGGAGGACAUGCUGACCCUGCUGGAGUGCAUGAAGGGCAACCUGCCCUCCAACGACGGCAGCAAAUUCAAAACCACCGAGUCCCAUCUGGACUGGGACAAAGUGGCCUUCAAGGACUUCUCUGGCGAGAUGUGCAAGAUGAAGUGGAUGGAGAUCUCCACCGAGGUGAGGAAAUUCCGAACGCUGACAGAGCUGAUCAUGGAUGCUGAAGAACAUGUAAAGAAUCCUUACAAGGGCAAAAAGCUCAAGAAACACCCCGACUUCCCCAAGAAGCCCCUGACACCCUACUUCCGCUUCUUCAUGGAGAAGCGAGCCAAAUAUGCCAAGCUGCACCCUGAAAUGAGCAACCUGGAUCUGACCAAAAUCCUGUCCAAGAAAUACAAGGAGCUCCCCGAAAAGAAAAAGACGAAAUACAUCCAGGACUUCCAGCGGGAGAAGCAGGAGUUUGAGCGGAACCUGGCAAGAUUCAGGGAAGACCACCCAGAUCUUAUUCAGAAUGCCAAGAAGUCGGACGUCCCUGAGAAACCCAAGACCCCACAGCAGCUGUGGUACAAUCACGAGAAGAAAAUCUACCUGAAAGUGCGUCCGGAUGCCACCACGAAGGAGGUGAAGGACGCGUUGGGCAAGCAGUGGUCUCAACUCUCCGACAAAAAGAGGCUGAAAUGGAUUCAUAAGGCCCUGGAACAGCGAAAGGAGUACGAGGAGAUCAUGCGGGAUUACAUCCAGAAGCACCCGGAGAUGAACCUCGAGGAAGGCGUCACGCGCUCCACCCUCACCAAGGCAGAACGCCAGCUCAAGGACAAGUUCGACGGGCGACCCACCAAGCCCCCUCCGAACAGCUACUCUCUGUACUGUGCGGAGCUGAUGGCCAACAUGAAGGACGUCCCCAGCACGGAGCGGAUGGUGCUGUGUAGCCAGCAAUGGAAACUGCUUUCCCAGAAGGAGAAGGACGCGUACCACAAAAAAUGUGAUCAGAGGAAGAAAGAUUACGAAAUUGAACUCUUUCGCUUCCUGGAGAGCCUGCCCGAGGAGGAACAGCAGAGGGUGCUGGGGGAAGAGAAGAUGCUGGGAGCGAACAAGAAAGGCGCCACCAGCCCAGCUUCCAAAAAGUCAUCGCCAGACACCGGCAAGGCAGGUUCUGAGAAACCCAAACGGCCCAUUUCUGCUAUGUUUAUCUUCUCGGAGGAGAAGCGAAAGCAACUGCAGGAAGAGCGACCCGAACUUUCCGAGAGCGAACUGACCCGGCUGCUGGCGCGGAUGUGGAACGACCUUUCAGAGAAGAAGAAGGCCAAGUACAAAGCCCGGGAGGCGGCCAUGAAGGCGCAGUCAGAGAAGAAGCACGGCUCCGACAAGGAGGAGCGCGCCAAGCUGCCCGAGUCGCCCAAGACAGCCGAGGAGAUCUGGCAGCAGAGCGUCAUUGGAGACUACCUGGCUCGCUUCAAGAACGACCGGGGGAAGGCGCUGAAAGCCAUGGAGGCCACUUGGAACAACAUGGAGAAGAAGGAGAAGCUGAUGUGGAUAAAGAAGGCGGCGGAGGAUCAGAAGCGCUACGAGAGAGAGCUGAGUGAGAUGAGGGCCCCCCCGUGCUCUGCAAACUCCUCAAAGAAGAUGAAAUUCCAGGGAGAGCCGAAGAAACCCCCCAUGAACGGUUACCAGAAGUUCUCCCAGGAGCUGCUGUCGAACGGCGAGCUCAACCACCUGCCGCUGAAGGAGCGGAUGGUGGAGAUCGGCAGCCGCUGGCAGCGCAUCUCCCAGGGCCAGAAGGACUAUUACAAGAAGAUGGCCGAGGAGCAGCAGAAGCAAUACAAGAUGCACCUGGAAAUCUGGCUCAAGAGCCUGUCGCCGCAGGAGCGAGCUGCCUACAAAGAGCACACCUCAAAUAAGCGCAAGAGCAUGGGGAAGGUGCGGGGGCCAAACCCCAAAAUGAAGCCCGCCAUGCAGAUCAAGUCGGAGUCCGAGGAGGAGGAUGACGACGAUGAUGACGAGGAGGAAGAGGAUGACGACGACGAUGACGACGACAAUGGGGACUCGUCUGAGGAAGGCGGGGACUCGUCGGAGUCGAGCAGCGAGGAGGAGAGCGAGGAUGGGGAUGAGAAUGAGGACGAUGACGAAGAGGAUGACGACGAAGAGGAAGAUGACAAUGACUCCGAGGGCAGCAGCAGCUCCUCCUCUUCCUCAGGCGAUUCCUCCGACUCGGACUCCAACUGAAACGCCCACAGCGCCACCUUCUUGCCGGACUUUCAGUAAUUCCCCACCCACCCCGACCAGUAAUAUCCCGGCUGGAGAUCUGGGUUGAUGGUUGCAGGGAGGGGGAUGGGAAAAUCACUGUGGCUAAUUUUUUUUCCCCCUCCCUUGUAAAGAAUUUCACACUAAUCGGGGGGUGGGGGGGGCAGCUGAUAAAAGGCUUUGUUUUGGGGG